AGGCGCGGGGAGCGGCGGCGGCCGAGCCGGAGCAACAUGGCGCCGGUGGGCGGGGGCGGGCGCCCGGGCGGCGGGCCGGCCCGAGGGCGCCUCCUCCUGGCGGCGCUGGUGCUGCUGGUGCUGCUGUGGGCGCGGGAGGCCCGGGGCCAGGGCGACCCCCAGCGAGGCGCGAUCCUGGGCAUGAGGCUGGCGAGCUGCAACAAAUCGUGUGGGAUGAACCAGGAAGGCAUCAUCUUCGUGUCCGAGGGCAGCACGGUGAACCUAAGGCUGUACGGCCAGAGGCUGGGCUCUAUCUCCAGCAACCUGAUCUCCUUCACCGAGGUGGACAACUCCGAGACCAUCCGCAACUCUACCAGUUGCCCCGAGCUCACCAAAGACCUGGUCGUCAAGCAGCUGGUCAACGUGACCCGCGAAAACACGUCAGGGAUGCUGGUGGUGCUCACUAAGUUCCUCCGGAGGAGCGAGAACAUGAAGCUGUAUGCACUGUGCACUCGGGCCGGAGUGGACGGGCCCUGGCAGAGGUGGACGGAGAACGACUCGCUGCUCUUUAUGGUGGAGGAGAAUGGGAGGUUCCUACCCCUCUGGCUGCACAUCCUCCUCAUUAUGGUGCUGCUAGUGCUGUCGGGCAUAUUUUCUGGCCUCAACCUGGGGCUUAUGGCCCUGGACCCCAUGGAGCUGCGCAUCGUGCAGAACUGUGGCACGCAGAAGGAGAGGCGCUAUGCCCGCAAGAUCGAGCCCAUCCGGCGCAAGGGCAACUACUUGCUCUGCUCGCUGCUCUUGGGAAACGUGCUGGUCAACACCUCCCUCACCAUCCUUCUAGACAACCUCAUUGGGUCUGGAGUCAUGGCGGUGGCCUCCUCCACCAUUGGCAUUGUCAUCUUUGGGGAGAUCUUACCUCAGGCCCUGUGCUCCCGACACGGGCUGGCUGUGGGUGCCAACACUAUCGUUAUCACCAAAUUCUUCAUGCUACUCACCUUCCCCCUCAGUUUCCCCAUCAGCAAGCUCCUGGACUUUUUUCUGGGCCAGGAGAUUCGCACCGUUUACAAUCGGGAGAAGCUGAUGGAGAUGUUGAAGGUGACAGAGCCCUAUAAUGACCUUGUGAAAGAGGAGCUAAAUAUGAUCCAGGGUGCCCUGGAACUACGGACCAAAACUGUGGAGGAUAUCAUGACCCAGCUGCAAGACUGCUUCAUGAUCCGCAGUGAUGCCAUCCUGGACUUCAACACGAUGUCGGAGAUUAUGGAAAGCGGCUAUACCCGCAUCCCCGUGUUUGAAGAUGAGCAGUCCAAUAUUGUAGAUAUUCUCUAUGUCAAAGACUUGGCCUUUGUGGACCCCGAUGACUGUACUCCCCUCAAGACCAUCACCCGCUUCUACAACCACCCAGUGCACUUUGUCUUCCAUGACACCAAGUUGGAUGCCAUGCUGGAGGAGUUCAAGAAGGGGAAGUCCCACCUGGCCAUCGUGCAGAAGGUGAACAAUGAGGGCGAAGGUGACCCCUUCUACGAGGUGCUGGGCCUCGUCACCCUGGAGGACGUCAUUGAGGAGAUCAUCAAGUCAGAGAUUCUGGACGAGUCAGACAUGUACACCGACAACCGAAGCCGAAAACGGGUGUCUGAGAAGAACAAACGCGACUUCUCAGCCUUCAAGGAUGCUGACAACGAGCUCAAGGUGAAGAUUUCACCUCAGCUCCUUCUGGCUGCUCAUCGCUUCCUUGCCACUGAGGUUCCACAGUUUAGCCCGUCUCUGAUAUCAGAGAAAAUCCUGCUUCGGCUGCUCAAGUACCCAGACGUCAUUCAGGAACUCAAGUUUGACGAUCACAACAAGUAUUACGUCCGCCAUUACCUAUACACCCGAAAUAAGCCAGCCGACUACUUCAUCCUCAUCCUGCAGGGGAAGGUGGAGGUGGAGGCUGGGAAGGAGAACAUGAAGUUUGAGACGGGUGCCUUCUCCUACUAUGGGACCAUGGCCUUGUCCUCGUCCGCUUCUGUGCCUUCCACCCAGGUCGGGUGUCCGCCUGGCAAGCGGAACUCCCUGCUCUCCUGGCUCUCAGACCGCUCCCCAAACCACUCCACCACCCUUAGUCGCUCAGCCUCCCUCAGUUAUCCGGACCGCGCGGAUGUGUCGGGCACGGCUCCCCUGGCAGGCAGCAGCAACCAGUUUGGCAGCUCCAUCCUGGGCCAGUACAUCUCUGAUUUCAGUGUCCGGGCGCUCAUGGACCUCCAGUACAUUAAGAUCACCCGGCAACAGUACCAGAAUGGGCUGCUGGCUUCACGGAUGGAGAACUGCCCUCAGUUUCCCAUGGAUGGGUGCACCAUCUGCACGGAGAACUUGGCAGAGAAGCCUGAGCUGCCUGUGGUGGAUGAGACCACUACUCUUCUCAACGAUCGUAACUCCUUGCUGCACAAAGCCUCGCACGAGAGCGCCAUCUGACAGGAGGGCCCGGGGCCCCCCGCCAGCCCUGCGGGGGCCUCCCCAGUGGGCCCACGUGAAGAUAGGGAGCCUCUUAGGCCAGAAGGGGUGCAGAUAGCCUGUCUAACUGAGCAGCCAGAUGGCCUCCAGCCUGUGGGGGACCCGGCCUCAGACAGGACCUCUGAACAGCUCUCAGGUGGCAGCUGCCCGGCCCUGGACUGGUAGGGCAGGGGGCCAGCUACUGUGAGCAAGGCUGUUUUUUACUGAGAGAAUUUCUGAACUAAGCUCAUUGCUCCUCUUUUUAAAUAUCAUUUGGGGAAGGGAAGACAGGGUUAAGAAACUUUAUUUAAAUUUUUUUUCCACAAAAACUUUAAAAGGGGUAGGGUUUCUCACCCCAGGAAGCCAUAGCCAUAAUCUGCUCCCAGCCAUGACCUUCUGGCUUGUAUCCCUGACUCAGGGAGCCCACUCUUCCUCCUGCUCCUCCUCCAGAGAUGGGAUCCCAGAGACCCACUGGAGAAAGGUUUUCUCUUGGGAGGAAGACAGUUCUUCCCAGGAAGUGAAGAACCAACUCGUGCUGAGAACAACUGCCUGGACACGUGCAUUGAGGCUGUCUGACGUCGCUGAGGCCAAGGGAUUCUGGGUAGUUGUGAUCAGGGACAUGAUACUCCCAGCUGCAGAGAGGAGCACACCUACUCCUAUCAAUCGCUGGAUCCAGGAAUUUCCUAGAACUCUGCCGAUGGGCUCUCCUGGUGAGUUGGGGCUAGGCUGAGGACUCUUACUGCCCCCCCCCCCCCCCGCCCCAUUAGUUUGCUUCGUAUCUGCCACUUUGGACAACUCUCCCCUUGUAUUGGGGCUGACUCAAAGUGUUAGGCAGGGCCUCACACCUUUAAGAUUGCUUACCCCUGCUCCCCAGGCCCUGCCCUCACUUUUACCAAAGGUUUCCCCCUAGGUGGGGAGAGCAUCUACGUUAGAGGUGAAUUGUCUAGGAUACUCCUUUCGGUUCCAGGAGGGAUGCUGGUCAUGGGCAUCCGCGUUGUUGGCAGUUAGUACCAUCCCCCUCCUGCCCCACAAUGAAAGUCAAGUCUCAGUCACUGACCCAGGAAGCACUUCUUUCCAGACUCCCCACUUCUGAUCCCAAACCCUAAUGCCUCUUGGGGAUUGAGGACAAGAGGACAUGUAGGAAGCCAACCUAAGCAGAUUCUUCAUGCCCUUUCCUCUGUGGCUAAGGCUUACCUGACCUUGUUCACACACUUACAGAACGCAGGAAAGGAGGUUCCCCCCGAGAAGGCAAGAGCUGGCAGCCUCUUUCCCCCGUGUCUGUAAUCCUAGUGCAAGAUGUCAUCCUGGCCUUUGCUGAAGCUAGUGGUACUGGACCCUAAGAGCGCCACCCACGUGAGAUCCUGCCUCAGCGCUGAAAUCCUUUCCCUGGGGCUGAACCAGCCCCUGCUGCAGAGCUCCAGGCUUCCCACUAUUGGGGAGGCUGCGGGACCAAGGUCCAUGUUGGCCCUUUUGUUGGGUGGAACAGUUGCUGGGGCCCAAGAUCAGGCAAGGGAGACUGCAGGCCUUCUGCCUGAGUGUCAUUGAUUCACUCCUCAACCAGUGCGUUUUGUCAUCCCAAGUGCUCGCUCUUCAGGUGCCCAGAGAGUUCUAACUCUUGGGUCCAGGAAAUGCCUUGCACCAAGUAUGCCUGCCCCCAGCCAGUUUAAAGUCUUCCUCAGUCACUGAAUUUAUUCCUAAAAGUCUGGAGAGAAUGUGGCAACACCGUGGGUUCUCAGCCAUAAGGAAAAAAGACACCAGACCUUUGUUCCCUGUUGGCGGAAACCCCUUAGUUUUCUACAGGAGCAGCUUGCCUUCUUUUCUGAGCCCACAGAGCUUGCAAAGCUGUGUUCCUGAGAGACCUGAGUGCCAGGUGGAGCAGACUGCCUUGGCCUGAACCACGAGAGUGUGUGUGAAGUAAAGGGAGCAGGUACACACACUUCCACAGCUACCUCUUUGCACACAUGGUUACUAUCGACGGAUGGUCCCUCCUCCCCUCCCUCCCCUCCCCCUUUUAUAAUCACUUCUUGCAGAGGGUCAUAAUUAUUUCCAAAUAUUACUGGUUCGAUGACUUCUUCCUCCCAGUGCAAUUUUUCAUUUCCUAUUCCAACCUCUGGUUCCUGGGCUGAGCCAUACCCUGAAGCUGGCCCCCUGCGCGUCUUCCUGUGAAGGGAGACCUUCGCAAAUGGCCUCCAAAUGGGUAGGCAGGUCACAGCCACCGUAGCAAAUAACUCAUAUUUAUUUUGCAUAAGAUUUUAAUUUGUAUAUUUUUGUGAUUUAUUUUGGCAUUGUUAUGAGUUUGACUCUCGGGGAGUUUUGUUGUUAUGACUCUUGUGUCUUUUGUCACAAAACAAUGAUAAUAUUUGCUAAACAAUAUAUGGAAUUUAUUUUUGAUUGGUAAUAAAAAAUGAGAUAUGAAA
Messenger RNA from Equus quagga, 4862 nucleotides. It is a transcript of the gene CNNM4, whose product is annotated as cyclin and CBS domain divalent metal cation transport mediator 4. Lineage: Eukaryota; Metazoa; Chordata; Mammalia; Perissodactyla; Equidae. Gene Ontology annotation, cellular component: plasma membrane. The coding region runs from base 37 to 2427 and encodes 796 amino acids. The record is from RefSeq and is a predicted model, not a curated record. The transcript is spliced from 8 exons. Gene Ontology annotation, biological process: magnesium ion homeostasis; magnesium ion transport. Gene Ontology annotation, molecular function: magnesium ion transmembrane transporter activity; sodium ion transmembrane transporter activity.